Messenger RNA from Physeter macrocephalus (sperm whale), 447 nucleotides. RefSeq names its product endothelial differentiation-related factor 1-like. The coding region runs from base 1 to 447 and encodes 148 amino acids. The transcript has a single exon. Lineage: Eukaryota; Metazoa; Chordata; Mammalia; Artiodactyla; Physeteridae. The record is from RefSeq and is a predicted model, not a curated record. Gene Ontology annotation, cellular component: nucleus. Gene Ontology annotation, molecular function: DNA binding.
AUGGCUGAGAGUGACUGGGACGCGCGACGGUGCUGCGCAAAAAGGGUCCCCACGGCCGCCCAGGCCACGUCCAAGCAGGCCAUCUUAGCAGCUCAGAGACGAGGAGAGGAUGUGGAGACUUCCAAGAAAUGGGCCGCCGGCCAGAACAAACAGCAUUGGAUCACCAAGAACACAGCAAAGCUGGACCGGGAGACUGAGGAGCUGCACCACGACCGGGUGACCCUGGAGGUGGGCAAGGUGGUCCAGCAGGACCGGCAGAGCAAAGGGUUGACACAGAAGGGCCAGGCGACGAAAAUCAACGAAAAGCCACAGGUCAUCGCGGACUAUGAGGGUGGCCGGGCCAUUCCUAUCAACCAGGUUCUGGGCAAGAUCGAGAGAGCCAUCGGCCUCAAGCUCUGGGGGAAAGCCAUUGGGAAGCCGAUCGCGAAGGGGCCGCGGGCGAAAUGA